Molecule: messenger RNA, 1306 nt
Organism: Drosophila innubila
Lineage: Eukaryota; Metazoa; Arthropoda; Insecta; Diptera; Drosophilidae
Product: mitogen-activated protein kinase kinase kinase kinase 4
Exons: 2
Coding region: 132-1253 (373 amino acids)
Source: RefSeq, a predicted model, not a curated record
CACUUACACACAGUUUUAUUUGCUUUACAAUUUCUCUCCUUUUAUUUGAAUUUGAUAAGCGAGCGGAAUCGUCAACUAAAGACGACGUAUUCCCACCCAUUUGGACUAAUUGGAUUCAAAGAUCUAUUGAAAUGGCAUUUGUCGGUCGCAUGAACAGCCGUUGCAAGGUGGUUGAUUGUGAGAUGUAUAGCGGAGGUCGAUCCAAGUUGCAGAUGCAACCUUUUACCACAGAGGAUGAGGGAGAGAUGGAGAUACCGCAAUCAAGAUGCUCGCGAACAUAUAUUAAGACCUACGGCAUGGAGCGAUCCGAAUUGGUCUCUAUACCGAGCACAGUGCGCUUUGUGGGUGGCUCCGCAUCGUCCUGCGAGGUCAACUCGAUGGCCGACACGGAGAUGUCCACACUGCGCUGUAACUCGCCCAGAUCCCUUGAAUCUCUGACGGUGUGUCAGUCGCCUACGGAGAACACUAGUGAGAAUAGUUCCAUGUCCGAGAGUAACGCAUAUUCAGAUCCAAAUACAGAUGAGCAACCUCUGGAGAGGAUGAUAUUUGUACAAGGCGAAGUAGAGAAACGUCCACUGGAAAGAGGCUCCACGACUUCCAUGUGCAGCUGGGAGCCAGAGGAGGCAAUGUCCGUAUAUGAAGAAUCGCCCCUAACUGAAUUUGAAUCUCAGGGCCGUGAUGUGCCCUUCCUCGAACUGGGCUCCGGUACGGCGUCUCUGAAUGACGAUCAGCAGGAGCAAUUGGGACAAAUGAAAAUGUUGCGUCAAUCCAACGAGGCCUAUGACAAUUGGCUAUCCGGCAAGAAGAGACAAUACCAAUACAAGCAACAGGCAGCGCGAGAGCAAAAAAAGCAACUGCGAGAAAAAGAGGAAUAUCGUCGACGGCUAAAUGAGCAGCGUGUUCAGGAAUGGUGCAAAAGAAAGGCCCAGCAGAGUAUCAAUUCAGUCAAGCGUAGAAUCAAUAACAAUAAUAAAUCACAAUCUCAAUUUGAUGAAGAAGCUCAGUUGCGUCUGCAGGCGUGGGAGAUGCGAAAAAUCCAAGAGGCAGAGCAUCGUCGUCAGAUCCAGCAAUGCCAGGCGUACCGAAAACAACAGGAGCAGCAGCAGCGUAAGGAACAGGCGGCGAUCGCGUGGAAUCAUUGGAUAAAGAGUGCACCACAACGUCCCAAACCGGUGCCACUUAAUCAGGGUUUUAAAACGUUGCGCGGCACUAUCUCCGAUAUCUAUAUUAAUCCAAACCAAUGGGUGCACUAAACUUUUGAGCUAAAUAAACAGUAAGCAAUAAACAGACUAAAAAUAUGCAACUA